AUGCCUGCUCUCCUCCCUCGCGUGACAGCCGUCGCUGUCUUCUUCUCUUCCAUUGUGGCAGCAUUCUCCGGCAAUUUCGAACUGACCAACCUCAUCGCUUCAUCUCCAUUCCAAGCUGAUGCCAAAUCCAUAGAGAGUACCUAUCUUCAAUUCGACUUCUGCGACCAAGAUACGCCGGAAAUAGGCUCGACACACUGCUGCGUUGAAUGGGCCGUGGGUCUCAGUCCACCUGCCACCUCGAGCAACACCUGUGACAAUACCACCUUUGCAGUCCUCAUCACCUCCUGGACCGGUGUUCAGAGUUUUUCGUUCGAGUUGGCGCACACGUAUAUUGACAACAGUGUCGGGGAAGCGCCCUACAAUGUGCUCACGAAAUUCGCCGACGUGAACAUGACAUAUCCAACCGCCCAAUACUACGAGUGUGACUUGCCGCACGCCGAAUGCAAGAGCUGCGAUGGAGAGGUGAUUGUGGCCACCGUUUCCAAAGCCAUUGCUUGA
Messenger RNA from Capronia epimyces CBS 606.96, 498 nucleotides. RefSeq lists its product as uncharacterized. The transcript has 3 exons. The record is from RefSeq and is a predicted model, not a curated record. The coding region runs from base 1 to 498 and encodes 165 amino acids. NCBI's taxonomy places the organism in Eukaryota, Fungi, Ascomycota, Eurotiomycetes, Chaetothyriales, Herpotrichiellaceae.